AUGCCAUGGUUGGCGAACAGAACCACGGAUGAUAAUCUACCAGUGGCCCAGAAGAAGUUGGACGACUAUCGCAACUAUCGCCGACACGAGAAGCCUCCUCGAAUUGAAGACAAAGGCCGCUUGGAGACUUUAUUCAACACACUGCAGACGAGGUUGAGGCUCUCGAACAGACCAGCGUUCUUGCCGAGGGAUGGCCAUCUUGUAAAGGAUAUUAACAAUGCCUGGAAAAACCUCGAGGAUUCAGAGAAAGGUUUCGAAGAGUGGCUUUUGAGCGAAAUCAUGCGCCUGGAACGCCUCGAACAUCUGGCAGAAAAGUUUCGUCGUAAGUGUGCUUUGCACGAGGAAUGGUCCCAUGGCAAAGAGGAAGCUCUUCGCAGCCAAGAUUGGAAGAGCUGUGGCUUGUAUAAGAUUAAGGCCCUUCGCAAGCGUCAUGAAGCAUUUGAAAGCGAUCUUGGAGCUCAUCAAGAUAGAGUAGAGCAAAUCGCACUCAUUGCUAAAGAGCUCAAUAAUUUACGUUAUCCUGAUAUUGGUCCUAUCAAUGCACGUUGUCAGCAAAUCGCACUCAUUGCUAAAGAGCUCAAUAAUCUACGUUAUCCUGAUAUUGGUCCUAUCAAUGCACGUUGUCAGGCUAUCUGUUCUCAAUGGGAUCGCCUUGGGCAACUGGCAACUCAAAGAAGAAUAGCUCUCGAAGAAGCUGAGCAUGUGGCCGAACGUUUGGAUGCCCUGUAUCUCGACUUUGCUAAAAGAGCUGCUCCCUUCAACAACUGGCUCGAUGGUGCUCGUGAAGAUCUCGCCGACCUUGAAAUCGAACGCCUUGUGGAAGCUCAUGGACUUGACCGCGAGCUUCUGCGCAAUCCUUAUACUGACCUCUCGGCUUCUGACAUUCGCCGCAAAUGGGGAGAAGUUCAACAGGCGGUCCCAAGAAGAGAUGGGCAACUGCAGAGCGAGCUGCGAAGGCAACAAAAUAAUGAACGUCUCCGCACAGUAUUUGCUGACAAAGCAAAUCAAGUUGGACCAUGGUUGGAGAGGGAAUUGGAGAAGGCUGCAAAAACUGUGCAAGAUUGA
Strongylus vulgaris is the source of this 1065-nucleotide messenger RNA. The record is from the annotation of a GenBank genome assembly. Lineage: Eukaryota; Metazoa; Nematoda; Chromadorea; Rhabditida; Strongylidae.